AUGCAUGAGGUACAACGGCUGUUUUUUUUUCAUGACUAUCUGUUCAAGCUGCUGCUUAUAGGAGACUCAGGAGUUGGCAAAACAUGUCUUGUUCUUCGGUUUAAAGAUGACACCUUCACAGAGAGCUACAUCAGCACCAUGGGAUUCGACCUCAACAUAAGAACCAUCGAGAUGCAUGGAAAGAUAGUCAAGUUACAGAUUUGGGACACAGGCGGCCAGGAGAGAUUCAACUCUGUAACGUCUAGCUACUACAGAGGGGCUCACGGAAUCAUCAUCGUCUAUGAUGUCACUGACCAGAAGUCUUUUAACAACUUGGAGCAGUGGCUGGAGGAGAUCAAGAAGUUCGCCUGUGAAAACGUCUCAAUGCUGCUGGUCGGAAACAAAAGCGACCUGGUCUCCGAAAAGGUGGUGGAUUUCAGCACCGCUAAGGAAUUUGCCACAUCACUCAAUAUCCAGAUCCUUGAAACCAGCUGCAAGAAUGCCAGCAAUGUUGAGAAGGCCUUCCUCACCAUGGCCUCUGAGAUCCAGAAGAGGGUUGGCACAGAGCCUGUACAGAAUGAGACUGUGAAGAUGGGUUCGAAAAUCAACAGCGCCCCCCUCUGGCCCGGUGGAGAAAAGCACACAGCAGAAGGAGCCGGCUCUUGUUGUUGAUGCAGAGUCAUUACACCUAUCCAUUUACUGUGGCUGGCAGUAGGAGUGAGAGAGGAACUGUCUGUGUGACCAUUUUGAAAGUAGUUUGUAUUCCUCUGCUGUUUUAUUCAAGUGGACAAUCAAUCCACUUGUGAGUGCUUGUGCACGGUGUUUGGCAAUACAUGAUAAUGAAAAUGCAGUUUAAAAGAAUGAUAUAGUUGUACACGUUUGGUCACUGGACACAAGGGUAAUAUUGCAGUGCUGUGGUUUAAGAAUUCAUUUUUAUUGAAUAUUAACAAUUCAGUGCAAUGAAACAUGUUGAAGAUGAAGUUUAAUACAGAAUAGAUUUCUAAAAGAUGUCACAAAAGACUGAGUAAAAGAAGGAAGGGACAUCCUCUUUCCUUCCAGUUAGUUGCAGAAGUGCAAUGUGUCAGACAGUGGCAGGUACCUAAUGUUGUUUUUUUUUUUGCUCCUCUGCGUAUAGACCAUAGUAUCUAUAUAUACUUUUCAACAAAACACUUUGUGAUACAAAUGAGUGAAAGGCUAUCAUGUGCAGUACUCAGAACUGAAAGUUGAACUGAAACAAAAAUAUAUAGUGUUU
Messenger RNA from Clupea harengus (Atlantic herring), 1231 nucleotides. Its product is annotated as ras-related protein ORAB-1-like. Bases 1 to 651 code for a protein of 216 amino acids. The record is from RefSeq and is a predicted model, not a curated record. Lineage: Eukaryota; Metazoa; Chordata; Actinopteri; Clupeiformes; Clupeidae. The transcript is spliced from 6 exons.